Molecule: messenger RNA, 3067 nt
Organism: Pecten maximus
Lineage: Eukaryota; Metazoa; Mollusca; Bivalvia; Pectinida; Pectinidae
Product: inositol-3-phosphate synthase 1-A-like
Exons: 8
Coding region: 298-1932 (544 amino acids)
Biological process (GO): phospholipid biosynthetic process; inositol biosynthetic process
Cellular component (GO): cytoplasm
Molecular function (GO): inositol-3-phosphate synthase activity
Source: RefSeq, a predicted model, not a curated record
UGAAGGUUUUAUAUUUUGAAAUCGGAACCUCUAUCUUUAAUUAAUAGCUUAUUGCAUAGCUGACAUAUGUUAAAUAAUUUCAACACGUUCAUAACGAGAUGUAUGCAGAAUUACCCAUGCUUUAAGACCGCCUUGAGGAAAUAAUUAAAUACCACGCGGGUCUAUAAAUAGGAUGGUGUCAUUAUUUUAUGUUCAGUGGUGUUUUCACAUGUAGUAACUGGAGGACACUCAAUGCAGAACGGCCGAAUCGUGGAAAAAAAACAGACAACCGAUCGCAAAAUCCAGGGAAACUAGACAAUGACGUCCUUUACAGUCGAAAGUCCCAACGUACGGUACUCAAAAAGAUUUAUAGAGUCUGAUUACACCUACCAGACUAGUACAGUAGAGAAAAAUGGACCCUCGUCUUACAAGGUAACGCCAGUGGAUAUCAAGAUGACAUUUCGCACUGACCGCCAGACACCUCGUCUAGGAUGUAUGUUGGUAGGCUGGGGAGGAAACAAUGGUUCGACGGUCACCGCGGCCGUGCUGGCAAACAAACACCAGAUUUCCUGGCACACAAAGGAAGGAAUAAAAUGUGCUAAUUUCUUUGGAUCUGUCACUCAAGCAUCGACACUUAACAUAGGAUCCGGUCCGGACGGGGAUGUCCACAUUCCUUUCUGCAAUAUUCUACCCAUGGUCAAUCCUAACGAUAUAAUAUUCGACGGUUGGGAUAUAUCCUCGAUGAAUCUAGCAGAUUCAAUGGAACGUGCUCAAGUCCUUGACUGGAAUUUACAAACGCAAUUACGGCCUUAUAUGGAACAGCUGAAACCUCGGCCGUCCGUCUACAUACCGGAUUUCAUAGCAGCGAAUCAACAAGAAAGAGCAGAUAACGUUAUGACUGGAACAAAAGAAGAAAUGAUUGAACAAAUUCGAGCGGACAUUAGAGAUUUUAAAUCAAAGAACGAAUUAGAUGAUGUCAUUGUUUUGUGGACAGCAAAUACAGAACGUUUCUCUGCUGUAGAGGUAGGAUUAAAUGACACAGCCGACGUCCUCCUUCAUUCGGUCAAGAUGAAUGCUGCCGAGAUAUCUCCAUCAACUAUGUUUGGUGUAGCGUCUGUCCUGGAAGGGUGUACAUACAUUAACGGAUCACCACAGAACACAUUCGUCCCCGGCCUAAUAGAACUGGCGGAAUCACACGGAGUACUUAUUGCCGGAGACGAUUUCAAAUCCGGACAGACGAAAAUAAAGUCUGUAUUGGUGGACUUUCUAGUCAGUGCUGGCAUCAAGCCAGUGUCUAUAGUCAGCUACAAUCACCUCGGAAACAAUGAUGGAAUGAACCUGUCAGCACCGAAACAGUUCAGGUCUAAAGAGAUUACGAAGACAAAUGUCGUGGAUGACAUGGUCGAGUCCAAUCAAAUUCUCUACCCGACCGGAAAGAAGCCUGAUCACUGCGUUGUAAUUAAAUACGUGCCAUACGUAGGGGAUAGCAAACGUGCCAUGGACGAAUACACAUCUGAGAUAAUGAUGGGCGGUCUUAACACAAUAUCAAUCCACAAUACAUGUGAAGAUUCCUUAUUAGCAAGUCCAAUCAUCCUUGACCUCAUAAUCCUAGCUGACAUGUGUAAGAGAAUUUCCUUCAAGUCUGAGAGUCAGACCACUUACCAGGGAUUCCAUAGUGUUCUGUCUGUUCUCAGUUACCUUUGUAAGGCACCACUUGUACCACCAGGCACACCUGUAGUCAACGCCCUCUUCAAACAAAGAGCGUGCAUAGAAAAUAUAUUCAGGGCGUGUGUUGGACUUCCUCCACAGAAUUAUAUGGCACUCGAGCACAAAACUAACAUUCCAAAUUUGCUCCCCGGUGUAACUGGAAAGAAUUCAACUGUGUCGACCUUAAAUUCAAAACUGUCAAAUGUAUCAAAUGGUAUCAGUGCUAGCAUAACAAAUGGACAUUGACGACGUUUUAAAUAGACAUACAUAAAUCUUCUAAAUUAAGUGAAGAUGAUAAUGAUUUAAACAUUAUCAGGUUACUAAAGAGAAUAAUUUGAUAAUACAAUAUACGGAAAUUUAUUUUGAUACUUACCUCAAAUCAGUCAUGCACGAUAUACCGACAGGGUAUUUUGAAAUGAUCAUAUUUUAAUAAUUCUAUAACACACUUCAAAAACAACAAUAAUUUAGAUUAAUUUAAUUCAAGACUAAUUUCCCUGCUCUUGGUUUGAUCAUCAAUAUAUCAAAACACUUUAACUAGCUUCGUUGAAAUGUUUUGUGAUCAAGUAAAAUUUUUGUUGGUUUAACUAUCAACGCUUAUUCUUCAUUUUUAAUGUCAUAUCUUUUGUUCCAAAAUGAUCUGAUAAAUCAGAAUGAUCUUAUGCUUCAUUAAAUCACAUCAAAUCAUGUAUCCCAAUAUUACGACGACCAUCCCCUUUCCCAAUAAACUUGAUCCUCGGAGAAUAGUAAUAUUGUACCCCCGCCAUGAAAUGGGGGGCCACAUAUUGUUUCCCAUGUCUGUCGUGUCCCGUCCUGUCCCGUGCUCUCCCGAUGCAAUGCCACUACUUUAUCUCAGGAACUGCUGAUGCGAUCGUCACCAAAACGUUUUUCGGGAUGUCAAGUUGCAGCGGCGGCAUUUAUGUCUUACGGACAUUUUGUUAUGAAUGCGCAAUAUCGCGUUUAUAGAGUACGGGUUAUGUCACCUGUUACUGUGUAUUUUUUCAUCUGUACAGAGACAGUUUCUGAAAUAUUCAUUAUAUUUUUGUCAUGUGAAAUUAAUAUCCAGCCGGAAGACUAAUUCCAGACGUUUGAGGGAUAUUAUAUUAUAUAUAUACUAAAUACACUAAAUGCCUGAAUAUCGUUAUAAUGAAAUAGUUUCAAUGAAUGGUUUGGUGGCACAGGCGGCCGGUGUUCGAUUCUCGAUUCAGAUAUGAAACGGUAUGGGUUCACCUGAAAGGCUAUGUAAGUUUCCCCGGGUACCCUGGUCUCAUCCAACAAUUAAACCCCAUUGUGCGCUUCCAUCUGGGUAAUCAUGAUAUGAUUAAUAAGAAUAAGAUAAAUAAAAUAUAAUAUUACAAUUGACUCAACAUUGAGAUCACCCCAA